Molecule: messenger RNA, 111 nt
Organism: Papaver somniferum (opium poppy)
Lineage: Eukaryota; Viridiplantae; Streptophyta; Magnoliopsida; Ranunculales; Papaveraceae
Source: the annotation of a RefSeq genome assembly
AUGACAACUUUUGAUUUACCCUCUAUUUUUGUGCCUUUAGUGGGCCUAGUUUUCCCGGCAAUUGCAAUGGCUUCUUUAUUUCUUCAUGUUCAAAAAAAUAAGAUUGUCUAG